Ricinus communis (castor bean) is the source of this 2081-nucleotide messenger RNA. Its product is annotated as protein IQ-DOMAIN 6. NCBI's taxonomy places the organism in Eukaryota, Viridiplantae, Streptophyta, Magnoliopsida, Malpighiales, Euphorbiaceae. The record is from RefSeq and is a predicted model, not a curated record. Bases 583 to 1941 code for a protein of 452 amino acids. The transcript has 5 exons. Gene Ontology annotation, molecular function: protein binding.
AAAAAACAAAAGGUACAUGGGGCUAGUUUCGAAAUAAUGUGGCAAAGACAGGACUAAAGAAUCUCACGGUCCUCCACAGGGAAAUCGAGCGGGACGAGUCGUUUUGUCUGUUGUUCUUUUGAAUUUCAAAAUAUCAAACGGCACAUUAUUGGACCAAUGUAACCCCACGAACAAAAACAAUUAACCCCAUUUUACUCACUAAACCCAUCUUCAUACCCACGUCUUCUCUCUCUCUCUCUCUACAUUUUCAGUUUUUUAUUGCUACCCAUCUUGUGUUUCUUGGCAAAGUUUUGUUCUAGAAUAACCUUUCUCUAUCUUUUUUUAACUAUUGUUGCUUCAAGAAUGCUAUUUUCUCCAAUUUUUAUGAACUUUUCUCGCAAGUUACUUUCUUUCUUUUAGCUCUUUGGAUCUUUUUAUUUUUCAAACACUUCGCUGUUUUCUCUUUCCCUCAAAUACCUUGUACCAUUUUAUUUGACUUUAAAAAAAAAAAAAAGUUUCUUUCUUUGUGAAGUGUUUAGGUGCUUUAUAUCUAAAAGAACUGUGUUUUGAUUGCUGCUCUGUUUGAGCAAGACUUAUUCAUCGAUGGGUGCAUCAGGGAAAUGGGUAAAAUCUCUUAUAGGUCUCAAAAAGAGUGAUAAAGAAGACUAUGAGAAGGUGAAUGGUAAAAGCAAGAAAUGGAAGUUAUGGAGAAGCUCUUCUGGUGAUUUGAGUUCUUGGAAGGGAUUUAAAGGGAACCAUAGAGCAGCAUCUGAAGCUUCAGGAUCUUCACCAUUGACUGAUGCUUUUUCUGCUGCAAUGGCUACUGUGGUUCGAGCUCCUCCUAAGGAUUUCAGGGUUGUGAGGCAGGAAUGGGCUGCAAUUCGUAUUCAAACUGCUUUUCGUGGAUUCUUGGCAAGAAGGGCUUUGAGGGCACUGAAAGGAGUAGUGAGGCUUCAAGCUUUAGUUAGAGGUAGACAAGUGAGAAAACAGGCUGCAGUGACACUUAGGUGCAUGCAGGCUCUUGUCCGGGUACAGGCUCGAGUAAGGGCUCGACGUGUGCGCAUGUCCAUUGAAGGACAGGCUGUGCAGAAAAUGCUAGACGAACACAGAAGCAAAGCUGAUCUCUUGAAACAGGCUGAGGAAGGCUGGUGUGAUAGCAAGGGGACAUUAGAAGAUGUCAAGACAAAGCUACAAAUGAGGCAAGAAGGUGCGUUCAAGAGAGAAAGAGCAAUUGCUUACUCUCUUGCUCAGAAGCAAUGGAGAUCCAACCCCAGUUCGAACGGUCGAAGCAAUAGCUCAUUAUCCUCUUUCAAGAAUCAUGAGUUUGAUAAGAACAGUUGGGGAUGGAGUUGGCUAGAACGUUGGAUGGCAGCCAAGCCAUGGGAGACUAGAUUGAUGGAACAAUCGCAGAAUGACCCUUCUGAUUCAACUCCACCACCAAAAUCCUGUGCAGACUCACUCGUGAUGAAACAUUCAAAAUCUUCUGAACAAAGCUUUGUGAAAGUCAGGAAGAACAAUGUUACCACUAGAAUCUCUGCAAAACCUCCAAUUGGGCAUGUUACUCGCUCAUCAUCCAGUCCAAGCUCUGAAUUUCGUUGUGAUGAGAGCUCAGCUUCAUCUUCAAUUUGUACUUCUGCAACACCAAUUUCAGGGAAUACAGGUUUGGCCUCAGAUAGAACAGAGGAGAGUGGUAAUAGUAGGCCAAACUAUAUGAACCUUACCGAGUCAACUAAGGCAAAGAGGAAAAUAUACAAUCACUUAUCUAACAGAAUUCAAAGGCAAUCCAUGGAUGAGUUUCAGUUUCUCAGAAGGUCAGCUGCAUUCUCUAAUGGAGAUUCGAAGAGCAGUGCUGGUUCCGAUCCUUCUUCAGUAAAUCUGUCUAAACCACUUGGUCUGCCAACAAGAUUGGACAAGAAUUCCAUGAAACAGUUUAGAGGAAUGGACUAUCCUUUGUAUGAUUAGAAUGAAUUAUGUUGCAGGAAGUUCAACAGCUUGUUGGUCUGCAUUACUGAGAGUGUGAAUUAAUUAGGAGUAUUUAUGCAAUUAAUUAGCUGUAUCCAACUUAUUUUGUUUAUUAUUAAUAUUAUUAUUUUGUUUAUUAA